AUGGCGAACCCCACUUCCGGCGGAUACAAGGCGGAAUUCCUCGACAGCGUCCGUACAAGACUGGAAGAUCUCGGUUUCCGCACAGAAAUCAGACUCACCAGGCAUGCCGGUGAAAUCGGCGAAGUCUGUGCCAACCCAGGCCUGGGUGUUCGAACGCUUGUCGUUGCCGGGGGCGAUGGAUCGAUCAACGAGGCACUGACGGGCUUUCAGAACAAUCCCGACCCGCCGCAGCUUGCUGUCAUCCCCAUCGGGACGGCGAACGUCCUUGCUCUCGAACUCGGUCUGCCACGAAAGCCGCUUGCGAUCGCUGACAUGAUCUGGCGGCAGAAGACGAAAUCUCUGCGCUUCGGACUUGCCAACGGUCAUCCGUUUGUUCUCAUGGCGUCCAGCGGCUUCGAUGCGGAAAUCGUUCACGCCGUGCCGCUGGCUCUCAAGCGGAAGCUCGGCAAGCUUGCCUACGUGAUCACUGCUUUCAGGAUCGGUUUCAAACGCAAGGCGAGCCAUCUGGAAAUUUCACUGGACGGCGAAACGAUCAAUGGAAAAUUCGCGGUCGCCAGCAAUGCGCGCCACUAUGGUGGUCCCUUCGUCAUCUGCCCGCACGGGGCGACAGACCCGGGUCUGUACAUGCUGGUGCUGGACAAGGACGACCCCUGGUCUUCCCUGCGUUAUGGAUUGGCGCUGAUGUUCGGACGAAUACACAAGGCGCGUGGCGCAACCGUCCGGCCGUUUUCCGUGGCCACUAUCGCUUCAACCUCGCCCGUCGCUGCGCAAGUUGACGGCGAUCCAUUCGGCACUACGCCACUGGAAAUCCGCCAAACGGAGAAGACAGUGCCGGUACUGGUUCCCUGA
Messenger RNA from Effrenium voratum, 849 nucleotides. NCBI's taxonomy places the organism in Eukaryota, Dinophyceae, Suessiales, Symbiodiniaceae. The record is from the annotation of a GenBank genome assembly.